Salpingoeca rosetta is the source of this 1008-nucleotide messenger RNA. RefSeq lists its product as uncharacterized. The record is from RefSeq and is a predicted model, not a curated record. The transcript is spliced from 4 exons. Gene Ontology annotation, cellular component: Golgi membrane. Gene Ontology annotation, biological process: pyrimidine nucleotide-sugar transmembrane transport. Bases 1 to 1008 code for a protein of 335 amino acids. NCBI's taxonomy places the organism in Eukaryota, Choanoflagellata, Craspedida, Salpingoecidae. Gene Ontology annotation, molecular function: pyrimidine nucleotide-sugar transmembrane transporter activity.
AUGGCAUCCAUGGCGUUGGUGGGCGGUGUGCCAGUGGCUGUGGCCAUCACGGGGACACAUUCGUUUUUGCUCGCGCUCACCAAGGACGACACAGGCCGCAUUCCGUUCUCCUCGGCAUCCGUUGUUCUGCUCCAGGAGACAACCAAGCUGCUCAUCUCCAUUGCGUUUUCCCUUUCCAGUCGCACGUGGUCCGUGUCCACCUCAGAUUGGGUCUACUUGGUGCCCUCGCUGUGCUAUGCUUUGAAUAACAAUGCAGCCAUCUUGCUGCAGCGGCACAUGGACUCGGCAACCUUCCAAGUGCUGUGCAACUUCAAGACUGUCACCACGGUUCUCUGCUUCUAUCUCUUGCUCAGGCGCACCUUUACGCCACGCAAGUGGCUGGCUCUCCUCAUCCUCUUUCUCUCCGGUACGCUGAACACCGUCUCGGGGUUUCAGCUGCACGCGACGGAAUGGAACCCGGCGAGCGUGUUCAUCACCCCGAUUGGCGUUGUUGGCAUGCUUCUUUAUUGCUUCAACAGCGGGUUUGCCAGCGUGUAUAGCGAGGUGAUUAUGAAGCGCAACCCAGAGCCAUUUUUCGUGCAGAGCAUCAAGCUCUAUUUCGGCGGCGCGGUGAUCAACGCCGUGCUGGCCGCCAUCUCCCUGCACUCGCCUGCGGACUUCUUCACCGGCUUCUCCGACCUCACGUGGGCCAUCAUCCUCACGCAAGCCAUCAACGGCAUCAUCUACGGCUACGUCAUCAAGCACGCCAGCAACAUUCUCAGGUUAUUUAUCGUUGCAGUGUCCAUGCUGUUGGCCACAGCAACCUCGGCCGUGGUGCUUGGGGCGCAUCUCAGCUUCCCGUUCCUGUGCUCCGCUGCGGGCGUCCUUGCCGCCAUCGUUCUCUUCAACACCGCAGCUGGAGAUCCAAAGCAAAAGCCAAAGCACUCAAAGCAUAACCACCGCAACACUCUCAGCAACCCCAAUGCUCACCACCAUUCACCGCCACCAUCGCCCACCAAAACCGUUUAA